Chara braunii is the source of this 6486-nucleotide messenger RNA. The record is from the annotation of a GenBank genome assembly. NCBI's taxonomy places the organism in Eukaryota, Viridiplantae, Streptophyta, Charophyceae, Charales, Characeae.
GAGGGAAGCUAACCAAGCUUACUAGAGAAGCAACUAUGGACACCCAUUUUUUCAGUAUGGCGACCGCACUCGCUCGCCGGUCAGUCAUCGACGCCCUUUUCGACCCUGAGAAAGAGGAGGAAGUCAUCGCCACAGACACACCUCAUUGCACAUUGAUCACCAGAACCUUUUUCAAGAACCUAUACACCUCACAAGUUCGAGAUCCGGACGAGGCGGAAAGACGACAGGACCUGAAGGACUUUUUGCGCCCCAUGAACAAACGCCUCUCUCCGCAGCAAAGAGAAGAGAUGGAAAGACCGCCAGCCAAGGAAGAAAUCUGGACAGCGCUCCUCCAAAUGGAUGAGGGGAAGACACCCGAAAUUGAUGGUCUCCCCAAGGAAUUCUGGGAAUGCAUGUGGGCAGAUCUGAGCGCUGAUUUAUGGGAAUAUUAUCAGGGAGUCUGGGAAGAGAAGGAGAUGGGAGACGUGGUGGGAAAGGGGGUGCUGUCUCUGCUGCAUAAAAAGGGGGACAAAAUGAACCUCAGGAACUAUAGACCUAUCACAGUGCUUACAGUAGUAUAUAAAAUGCUGGCGAAGGCCUUGGCAAACCGGAUGGCGACGGUCCUGGAAGACAUCCUCCAUCCGGCUCAGACUGGUUUCAUCUCCAACAGGAACAUCCAAGAGAACAUUCUCUUGGUCAAUGAGGUCCUUAGUCUCUCACAGCGCGGAAAAGCCAAUGCAGCCAUCAUCUUUAUAGAUUUUGAAAAAGCAUACGAUCACGUUGAUUGGUUUUUCCUCGACCAAUGCCUGGACAGGAUGAAUUUUGGACCAUCCUUCCGGCGCUGGAUCAAGAUCUUGCACAAGAAUGCCACCACAUGCGUCCAGGUGAACGGCUCAGUGGCACCGCAAUUCCCCCUCCAGAGAUCAGUUAGACAAGGGGACCCGAUAGCCCCCUUCCUCUUCCUGGUUAUAAUGGAAGCCUUGUUAGCGAACCUGAGACACAAUAAAGCCAUCAAACGCAUUCAACUGACAAGGAUUCCGGAAGAGGCAUUCCCGGUGUGCUCGUUGUUCGCCGACGACCUUACCGUCCUGAUGGAAGCAUGCGCGAGUAACAUGGAGGAGGUCCGUGUUCUAAUGGAUCGCUUCUGCCGCCUCUCGGACAUGACGGUGAAUUGGGGGCAAAAGACGUCGGUUUAUAGUCCACUUAUUGGCGGUUCCAUUUAUAAAAAUCUAGUUGGGUACGUAGAGGUGCACACGAACGUCUCGGAAUUGUUCCAGCGGCUGUACGUUGACAACCCUGACAUUGUAGAUGGUGUUGAUAUCACGGUAUUCAUGGUCGUGGAAUCUCGGGUGAUUGCGGUCUUCGACUCGGAAAACCGUGCAUUCUCCGAACAAGGCAAUCAUUCUGCGGGGCAGAAUCCUGUUGCGUUCCCACUGAGCAUAGAAGGUGGGGCAGACCUCGUCUGCCGGCUUAAGAACAGUGGAUCAAAUUGGCGGAGUGCACUCGCGUGGUCUGCACUGCCAAUAGGGAGCUCAGCCACCCUCUUCCUCGCGGCUUAUGUACUGUUAUAUCAGAUCCAGAAAGUACAGAAGGACCUCCAGCGGAUGAGCAGGCUGAAGGAUUCUGCAGACCAGGCAAAGCUAAUUGCAGAGGGCGCCAGCAGAAUGAAGGGAAACUUUCUAGCAACAAUGUCUCAUGAAAUUCGCACCCCAAUGACCGGAGUCAUAGGCAUGAUGAAUUUGCUCUUGGAGACAGAACUCGAUGCAACACAGAUAGAUUUCGUCCAGACUGCAACGAGCAGCGGAAAGGCACUUGUGUCCCUCAUAAACGACAUUUUGGACCUCUCAAAAAUAGAGAGUGGCACAAUCGAGCUAGAGUCAAAGCCAUUCAAUAUCCGUGCAGAAGUUGAUGAUGUCUUGAGCUUGUUUAUGGAGAAGGUGAAAGACAAGUCACGCGUGGAGUUCUCUGCAUAUGUGCAUGAUCAUGUACCUGAAAGGCUCAUUGGCGAUUCACUCCGAUUCCGACAGGUUGAGGAGGAGGCAAAAAUGGCCGCCAUUUUGCAGGAGAGGAAGGAGAAGAAGGAGGCCAAGAAGAAGGCCCUACAGGAGGAGCAGGCGGCGAAGUUAAAAAAGAUAGAGGAGGAGAUGGCCAGAGAGAAGGAAAGGUUGAAGCGAGAAGAAGAGGCGAAGUUGAAAGAAGUGGAAGAAGAAGAGGAGGAAGAUGAACAGCCACUGAAAAGGAAAAGAGGACAGUACAGUGGCAGUAACAAUGAUGAGAUGGAGAAGAGGAUUUCAGAGUGGAUCGCUAACUUGUCCUUGGGAGAAGAAGAAGAAGUGGCGAUGUAUAUCCCCAAGGAUGAGCAGGAAGCCGCCCUGAAGAAAUGGGAAGCGGAAACAGAUGUGCUAAAGCGGCAGGCGAUGGAGGAUGAGCAGAGGAUGGAGUGGAAACUCGCGAUGAUGAGGGAAAAGAAAAGAAGGGUGGAGGCGGCGAGUGAGGCAGUCAAAGAUUUGGAGGUGGUGCAGAAACUGACUUUACAGUUGACCCCUCAGGAACAACAAUAUGAGUUUAGUCGGAGUCAAGAUAUGGCCGUCCGCUUGAUGCGAAUGGGGUUUCGGGACUUUGCUCGUGAACUGGUAGGCGCAGUAGGAGCCGAGGUGAGCCAUUGCCUCGAGAAGACUGAACGCUUCUACGUCGGCGCCAUUGAAGGCGUCAAGGCGGCAGCUCCCAAGGAGGAAGAGGCACGUCCUCGCAGGGAGCCAAUCAAAGUCAAAUUCCCUGAUUCCUACAGUGGAAAAAGGGAAGAAAACUUUGACAACUGGGAGGCCGAUUUCAAGACCUACGUGCAUUUGCAACAGGUCUCCCCGGAUCAGCACGUCCUGAUUGCGAUCCAUGCGCUUAGAGAUGAGGCCGCCAGUUUUGCAAGGUCCCUCGUUUGCGCCGCUAACUGCAAUGAUGAUGCAGGUGCUUACUCGUCGUUCACCUCCCUCACUGAGUUCAUGAAGUUGCUGCGCGAGCGAUUUGCGGAUGUCGCCCGCGGUGUUAAAGCCUCAGACAGGCUACAAACAAUCCAUUCUCGCAAAUGGAAGAGUGCGAGGGCACUCAAGAGCACUAUGGACAAACUAGUGGCUGUACCUGACCACGGGGUGACAGACACCCAGUUGGUCGGCCUCUUCUACCGGGCUAUGCCCGAAGCCUUUCGAGGGCACUUCUUCGCGAAGAGCGAAGAUCCCACCACUAUGUAUGAUUCUCUUAGUCGUGAAGUGGUGGCUUUUGAAGCCAAGUCUAUGUCAGUGUCUACCUUCUGGCACAAGGACUUGGACAAGGGUAAGCAAUGGAAGGGCCGCACUAUCUCAGGGCAAGUGAAGACUAAGGAUAGCCUUGUCCUAACCUUAGAUGAGGGUAGUGUGGAUGAGAUCCCCUACGAUCAGAUUGAGUGGGGGUUGGAGGAAGAGGACAACGGUGUGGGCCAGGGGAGAACUUACGCUGCUGUUGCGGCCGGAGGGAGGCCGCAAGGAGGAGGACGAGGCCAGGGCCGAGGGGGCCGGGCCUCAGGGAGCCGGUUUCAGGGCGAUCAGGGGGUUGGCGGCAGAGGAGGAAACCGCCAAGUGGGAGGAAGGGGUCAAGGUCCCCCGCAAAACCGUCCUAGGAAUAGGUCUCCCUAUAGGGAAACUCCCACACCACAUGUGCCUAUGGCAGAGGUUGCAGGCCGGUGUCUAGACAACUGUCCAGAGACUGCUUGUGUCAGGGUCUCCUUAGACACCUCCCUCACAGGCGUGGCUGAAGAAUUGAAGGAGAGGAUGCCCGCCUGGGCCAAGAUAAAGAAAGAACAGAAAGGACAGCUAAUUCUGGUAGAUGUAGAGAUUUUUAGAGGUAGAGUAGGGGCCCUAGUAGAUUCAGGGGCCACCCGCAACUAUAUUAAGAAGAAAACGCUGCAGAAAUUGAAGCUGGGACUUAAAGUCCAGAAACUAACAGACCCCAUAGUUAGUAUCCUCGCGGACAAUCGUACUAUGGUUGUAGAGGAUUACGUAGAGGGAGUCCAGGCGUAUUUCCGCCUAGAGAAAGAUGGGAAAGUGGAGAAGGUCCUCCACUCCCUGACUCUCCUCGUAGAAGACAACCUCCCAUUUGAUAUUGUUCUGGGGAUGGAUUGGGGAGAGGCAACCGGGGCCACGCUCCAUUUGAAGGAGCACGAGUGUAGGCUCCCUAGUUCGUCAGGCGAGGCUAAGACUGCCCGCCUGUUCCAUGCGUCAGGAGUAGAGAAUCCCUUGGCACAUUGCUGCCUUAGUGCGCCUGCAUUCGCCAGAUUAGUGAAGAAGGAGAAAUUAGAGGAACAGAUCUUUGUUGCCUAUGUUAAGCCAGUAACUGAGCCUAAGGAAGAAAAGUCAAUGGACCCUGCGAUUGCCGAGCUGCUGGAAGAGUUCAAGGACCUAACUGAGCCGCUGAUAGGAGUGGUACCACGGCCCAUCCAGCACCGCAUUGAGAUAGAGCCUGGCAGUAGAACUCCUAAGGGCGCUGUGUAUAGAAUGUCCCCACGGGAGUUAGAGGAGCUUCGCAAGCAAUUAGACGAGCUCCUCGAGAAGGGUUGGAUUAGGCCCAGUUCGUCUCCUUUUGGAGUGCCUGUUCUCUUUGUUCCCAAGAAAGAGGGAGAGCUGAGAAUGUGCAUAGACUAUAGGGGUCUAAAUGCUAUUACAGUGAAGAAUGCUGAGCCACUGCCUAGGAUAGACGAUCUCUUAGAUCGAGUGCAGGGGGCGAAGUAUUUCUCUAAGAUAGACUUAAAGUCCGGGUAUCAUCAGAUAGAGGUACAUCCUGACGAUCAUUAUAAGACAGCCUUCCGGACUAGGUACGGGCAUUAUGAGUUUAUAGUGAUGCCCUUUGGACUAACCAAUGCGCCAGCGACGUUCCAGCGCUGUAUGAACGAUUUGUUUAGGCCAUGGUUAGAUAGAUUUGUUGUUGUCUAUUUAGAUGAUAUCUUAGUGUUUAGCAAGACCCUCCAGGAACAUUUGGGUCAUCUCAGGCAGGUCUUGGAGAAGUUGAGAGAAGCUAACUUCAAGAUCAAUCUAAAGAAGUGCGACUGGGCAAAGACCCAAGUUCUAUAUUUAGGCCACGUCUUAGACGGAGACGGCGUCAAGCCAGAAGACUGCGAAAUCGCAGCGAUUAGAGAUUGGCCCACACCGCGCACGCUGACCGAGUUGCGGUCGUUUUUGGGCUUAGCUCAUUACUAUAGGAAGUUCGUGAGAAACUUCUCUACUAUCGCUGCGCCCCUUCGCAGAUUGCUCAAGAAGGAGACCAUCUGGAAGUGGGAUAAGGACUGCACAUCUGCUAUGAAGAAGUUAAAACAGGCGUUGAUAGAGUAUCCAGUCCUUAAGGUCGCCGAUCCAUCCUUGCCCUUUGUCGUCACUACGGACGCUAGCCAGUACGGCAUAGGUGCCGUGUUACAGCAAGACGAUGGCAAUGGUUAUAGACCCGUAGAGUUCAUGUCCGCCAGAAUGCCUUCAGAAAAGGUCAUGACAUCUACCUAUGAGAGGGAACUCUACGCUCUCAGGCAAGCCUUAGAACACUGGAAGCACUACUUGCUUGGGAGACACUUCAAAGUCUACUCAGACCAUGAGACGUUAAGAUGGUUAAAGACGCAGGCCAAGAUGACACCUAAGCUUACUAGGUGGGCCGCAGAGAUAGAUCAGUACGACUUUGAGCUCAAGCCAGUCAAAGGGAAAUACAACGUAGCCGCGGAUGCUCUGAGUAGGAGAGCUGAUUACUUUGGGGCAAUAGUACACUACAUCGAUAUAGGAAAGGAUCUGCAGCAGAAGGUUAGAGAAGCCUACGCGCAGGACCCUAUCUACAGUGACCUCCUUAAGAAAGUCAAAGAGGCCCCAGAGACUGAACCGAACUACCGCACUACCGAAGGGUUGCUYUUUGAGAAGACUAAUGUAUUUGACCGCCUGUGCAUUCCCCGUAGUGAAGAGAUCCGUAGUCUGAUUCUGGGAGAAUGCCACGACACAGAGGGUCAUUUUGGUUGGCAAAAGACUUUAGCCAAUCUGAUGCGCGCGUAUACCUGGCCAGGGAUGAAGAAUGACUGCGUAGAGUAAAUUCGCAGUUGUAAAGUUUGCCAGCGUAACAAGACUUCUACGCGUGCUCCGCUAGGUCUUCUCAGACCCUUGCCCAUUCCGGAUCAGCCGGGAGACUCAGUAUCCAUAGACUUCAUGGACACUCAAGUCAAGAGCAGGCAUGGCAAGAGCCAAGUCAUGGUCAUAGUUGACCGUUUUAGUAAGUACGCAGUUUUUGUUCCUUUGCCUUCARAGGCACGUACUGAUUUAGUCAUACARAGGUGUUUUGACUGUUGGGUGAGUGAGAAUGGAAUCCCACUAUCUAUAGUUAGCGAUAGAGAUAGUCGCUUUACUAGCCAGAACUGGCAAGAACUCAUGGGAGUAUAUGGAUCUAAGUUGUUGAUGUCGUCCGACCGUCAUCCAAAGACUAACGGUCAGACAGAGCAAAUGAACAAGAUCCUAUAGC